Fusarium musae is the source of this 513-nucleotide messenger RNA. RefSeq lists its product as uncharacterized. The transcript is spliced from 2 exons. The coding region runs from base 1 to 513 and encodes 170 amino acids. Lineage: Eukaryota; Fungi; Ascomycota; Sordariomycetes; Hypocreales; Nectriaceae. The record is from RefSeq and is a predicted model, not a curated record.
AUGGACGCCGAAACAGUUGAUGAUGCACGCGAUCUCAUCACCAUUGUUUCGUUCCUACUCUGCGGGCCAUUGUACGGCAUUCUAACAGCUCCGAGACGCAAGGCGGAGACCCAUACAUAUAAGCGAACCUUCGAUAGGUACGCAGAGGAGAUAGUGAAGCUGCUUGAAGCUAUUGAGAACGCUCACAAAGCGCUGAACAUUAUUAGACCGGGUCACUUUUGGCAGACGCUGGAGAUUCUGGAGAGUAUCCUUGUCUCAGGACGUUGGAAACCGGUCACGAUUACACCAAUUGUUCCAAUUGAGCUGCUUAUGAGAGUUGUAGCGGCCCGUAAGAAAUGGGAUAGCCUUAGUGACCGUCGUAAGGGCAUAACUAAUGCCGUUCAUGGAGGAGGAAAGGAUGCCAAAUUAGUUAAAGAAUGGAGUGAAGCUCUUGAGAGCCGGCGCAAGCGCAGCGAAGAGAAGAAUCAGAAGAUGGAACCGCUCGCAAGUCUUAUUGAAAACCCACCGGGUUAA